AUGUCUACUGGAAAUGAAAAUUCCCAAGGAGUUGACCAAGAUGCGUCAUCUCCAACCGUGGCGCACGAGAUCCAACAUCAUAACCCAUUCAGACACCCUCACGAUUCAUGUGAAGCCGAACCGGGUUUAAUCGAAUCUACAGAUCUAGCUCCUUUGAACCAUGAAGUUCUUGCUGCCGACCAUCCAGCUAUGAUGCAAGGUCAAGCUCCUUCUAGGACAAGCAAGAAUAUGUAA
This is a messenger RNA of Kwoniella shivajii, 234 nucleotides long. RefSeq lists its product as uncharacterized. The record is from RefSeq and is a predicted model, not a curated record. The transcript is spliced from 3 exons. Bases 1 to 234 code for a protein of 77 amino acids. Lineage: Eukaryota; Fungi; Basidiomycota; Tremellomycetes; Tremellales; Cryptococcaceae.